AAUCCCUUCAUUUGACAAACUUCACCUCUGAAGAUGCAGGCCUUAGCCGUGCCCCUGCAGGGCCUCAUCACUACGGUCAAGGACAACGCCAACGCCAUGGUUUUUAGCGUGCUUAUUUUUUCCUAUCAAGCUCUCGAGAAUGAGUUUCCAUGCUCUUGUAAACCAGAGCCUGGUUACUGCAGUUUAUACAUGACUGCUCCGUGUCUUGUCGUGACCGUGUUGAUGCUGUCGACGGACGUGCAGUUUCAGAGAGCGUGGAGAUACACAUGUUCGAAGGGAUCGUGUCAUUUCAGUGGCGUGUUGUUCCGUCGCCUGGUCAAGGCGUUGUGCGUGGGUCUGCUCUGGGUUGUGUCGGUGCUAAUCGAUGCCGAGUGGUUUGUUUGCUGUUGUAAUCCCAAUCCCAAGACGGUGGCAGAUUUACAAUGCAAAGCCAAGACUGACAUCACAAAUCCAUUUGUUGUGACCAUCAAUGACAUGAAACUGAAUUCAAUGAUGUAUGGCCUGGCUUUGCUCUUGGGUAUAAGUUUUGUUGGUGCCUUCUUGCUGUCGACCUGGACGAUCUGCGCCGAGGAAAGCUGCUGUCCGACAUGUUGCACGAGAAACAUUCAAGUGCAUGAGCUGAUGUUGGAAGUUGGGGAAAAUGUAUCAGAAAUUAUGAAAAAAAAACAAAAAGAGUGGUUGUCUGGUAAAGUGGACGAGUACAUCGAAGAGAAACAGUGGGUCAAAUGUUUUGAUGUUGUUGGAGACUUCAUUCAUCAGGGGGAGGGAGAACCUUCCACCAGGAAACCACCAGGAAACCAGGAUCAAACAAAUCAUGAGGACAUAGAGAUGACCCCCCAACAGCCUGGGUCUGUCUGA
Perca fluviatilis (European perch) is the source of this 858-nucleotide messenger RNA. RefSeq lists its product as uncharacterized. The record is from RefSeq and is a predicted model, not a curated record. Lineage: Eukaryota; Metazoa; Chordata; Actinopteri; Perciformes; Percidae. The coding region runs from base 34 to 858 and encodes 274 amino acids. The transcript is spliced from 6 exons.